UGAAUGCACGGUCGCACUUUCGACUGGCACUGAACAACACUGAUUAGUGCAAAAAUUUUUUACAACGUGAUUAAAUAUAGAUAAUUUUCGGGACAUAAACGGAACGCAAGGAUCCGUUAACGUCGCAGGAGUGUAAGCUCUAGAUACAAGCAAAUUGGUUAUACAGGAGGAGAGACCUGCGAAUACCCGGUAAACCGUACGGAUCAGUCCAUAAAUCAUCAUGCCACGAGGAAAGUUCGUCAACCACAAGGGUCGGAGUCGCCAUUUCACAUCUCCCGAGGAACUGCAGCAGGAGUCGGAGGAGGACAGCGACCAGACCAGCGGCUCGGGAUCAGAUAGCGACGAUAAAGACGCUGCCGGCGGCGGUGCCAGUUCCUCCGCCUCCAAAGCGAAGGCUCCCGCCCAACGAAAAGCGCCCGUGCAUCGCAAUCAAAAGUCCCGAUCAGCGGCGGGCGCCGCCGCGGCAAGUUCCUCGGAAUCGGAGUCCGGCGAGGAUUCCGACGACUCCGAAGCGGAAGCGCGCGAUGCCAAGAAGGGCGUGGCCUCACUCAUCGAAAUCGAGAACCCCAACCGGGUGACCAAGAAGGCCACACAAAAGCUAUCGGCCAUCAAGCUGGACGACGGGCCAGCCGGUGCCGGCGGUAUUCCCAAGCCGGAGCUUUCUCGCCGCGAGCGCGAACAGAUCGAGAAGCAGAAGGCUCGACAGCGUUACGAGAAACUCCAUGCUGCUGGCAAGACCACCGAGGCUAAGGCCGACCUGGCCAGAUUGGCCCUCAUCCGGCAGCAGCGCGAGGAGGCGGCCGCCAAGAGGGAGGCGGAAAAGAAGGCAGCCGAGGUGGGCACCAAGAAGCCGGGUGCCAAGUAGAUAAUCCAUCCUUGAAACCUUCCCCUUCCCAUGCGGGAAUUAAUAGAGCUCUCAAUUGUGUAACGUAUACAAAAUUCGCAAUAAUCCUUUUGGUGAACAGUGCAAUUAGUUAAGCAUGAAUUACCGUAAACAUAACUUCAAAAUUAUGCAAGUUUUUUAAGCCUAUCUUUUGUAA
Drosophila mauritiana is the source of this 1040-nucleotide messenger RNA. Its product is annotated as 28 kDa heat- and acid-stable phosphoprotein. NCBI's taxonomy places the organism in Eukaryota, Metazoa, Arthropoda, Insecta, Diptera, Drosophilidae. Gene Ontology annotation, molecular function: RNA binding. The record is from RefSeq and is a predicted model, not a curated record. The transcript has a single exon. Bases 221 to 865 code for a protein of 214 amino acids. Gene Ontology annotation, cellular component: cytosol.